AUGAAAGGGCUGGACCUCGCCAACAUCUACAAGGAAGAGUCAGCUAUACCCAAGGCCCCUAAAGAGUCUAGGCCUUCAAUGUGUGAGAACGGAGAGGAGGCUAGGGAGACUAUUGGGAAGUUGCUUAUCCUUUCCACUACUGUCUCUUAUACAGUCUUGGCUGCUAGGAUGUCUUGUGAAAAUGAAUUCCUUCACCUAGAGGAGAAGAUAUUGAAGCUAUCACCUAGAGGAGAAGAUAUUGAAGCUACAGAACGACUUGGUGGAUUCUUAAGAAAAGGACCUUCAAAAUUUGAAGGAGAAAGAAGAGAUAGCACUUAG
Ilex paraguariensis (yerba mate) is the source of this 318-nucleotide messenger RNA. The record is from the annotation of a GenBank genome assembly. NCBI's taxonomy places the organism in Eukaryota, Viridiplantae, Streptophyta, Magnoliopsida, Aquifoliales, Aquifoliaceae.